GCCAGCCCAGGCCUGUUGGCACCGACUGGCCCAGGCGCGCCCCGGUGGCCUCCACCUUCUGGGGUGAGCCUCAAAGAGUAAGUGGAUUAUUCCUCUGUCAGCAGACUGUGCUUGUAAAACACCCGUGGCUCUUCCUCCCCUGGAUCCAACCCGGGCUCCUCCUCAAGGUGUUUGCCAUGCCGCUUGUCUCUUCCCUGGCCGGCUGUCCUGAGAUGGACGCGGAGGACGAGCCUCUGUUGCAAGACGCGUGGCUGGAUGAGGAAAGGGAGCAGGAGGAAGAUGAGGAGGAGGAAGAAGAGGAAGUGGAGGAGGGAGAGACGGCCGCAGAGACCUGCCGCAGGCCCCAGAAGGGCGGGUGGGGCCCCAAGCUGUGUGGGCCCUGUGGCCAGAGGCCCCAGACUCCACCCCCCCGGCCACCGGCCUCAGGCUUCUGGAGCACCCUGGGCUGGGCCUUCACCAACCCCUACUGUGCCAGCCUGGUGUUGUUCCUGGGCUGUGCCGUGCCCACGGCCCUGGCCGCCCUGAUGUUCCUGCGCUACCCGGCCCUGGACAUCGACAUCUCCUACAACGCCUUUGAGAUCCGCAACCAUGAGGCCUCGCAGCGAUUUGACGCCCUGGCCCUGGCUCUCAAGUCCCAGUUUGGCUCGUGGGGGCGGAACCGGCGAGAUCUAGCAGACUUUACUUCCGAGACCCUCCAGCGGCUCAUCACUGAGCAACUGCAGCAACUCCGCCUGGGCAACGCUUCCCGGCUGGGCAGCAGCUCCCGGCUCCGGCGCGGGGUCCCCACCUCUGAUCCUGGGGGGCUGCUCCAGCCGGAAGCCUGGGCCUCCGAUACAGUGAAGGAUGACAGGCAGGCCACCCCUGCCCCCCGAGGGUUCUCGGCCAAUCAGAGCAGACUCUCCUGGGCCAUGACAGUGCCCUUUCCAGGACGCGAACUGGCCAACAGGAGAGGGUGCCACCCCCGCUGUGAGGGUCCCCCCUACAGAAGUUGGACGGUGAAUCGGAGCAGGCGCCUCCGACGGGGUGCCUCUCGGUGGGACUACUCCCGAGCCUACGUGAGCGCCAACACCCAGGCUCAUGCCCACUGGCGCAUUGAGCUCAUCUUCCUGGCCAGAGGAGAUACUGAGAAGAACAUCUUCACCACGGAGAGGCUGGUCACCAUCCACGAUAUCGAGCGGAAGAUCAUGGACCACCCUGGCUUCCGUGAGUUCUGCUGGAAGCCCCACGAGGUCCUCAAGGACCUGCCCCUGGGAUCCUACUCUUAUUGCUCCCCACCCAGUUCCCUCAUGACCUACUUCUUCCCCACUGAGAGGGGUGGCAAGAUCUACUAUGACGGGAUGGGGCAGGAUCUGGCCGACAUCCGAGGGUCCCUGGAGUUGGCCAUGACCCACCCGGAGUUCUACUGGUAUGUGGAUGAGGGGUUGUCGGCAGAGAACAUGAAGAGCUCCCUCCUGCGCAGUGAGAUCCUCUUUGGGGCACCCCUCCCCAACUACUAUUCGGUGGAGGAUCGCUGGGAGGAACAGCGCACCAAAUUCCAGAGCUUUGUGGUCACCUACGUAGCCAUGCUAGCCAAGCAGUCCACCAGCAAAGUCCAGGUGUUGUAUGGGGGAACUGAUCUGUUUGAUUAUGAGGUGAGGAGGACCUUCAACAAUGACAUGCUGUUGGCCUUCAUCAGCAGUAGCUGCAUCGCUGCCCUUGUCUACAUCCUCACCUCCUGCUCAGUGUUCCUGUCAUUCUUUGGGAUCGCCAGCAUUGGGCUGAGCUGCCUGGUGGCCCUCUUCCUCUACCAUGUCGUGUUUGGAAUCCAGUACCUGGGCAUCCUCAACGGGGUGGCUGCCUUCGUCAUCGUAGGGAUCGGGGUGGAUGAUGUCUUCGUCUUCAUCAACACAUACCGCCAGGCCACCCACCUGAAAGACCCCCAGUUGCGCAUGAUCCACACCAUCCAGACAGCCGGCAAGGCCACCUUCUUCACGUCCCUGACCACGGCUGCCGCCUACGCUGCUAACAUCUUCUCCCAGAUCCCGGCUGUCCACGACUUUGGCCUCUUUAUGUCCCUCAUUGUGUCCUGUUGCUGGUUGGCGGUGUUGUUCACCAUGCCUGCGGCCCUGGGCAUCUGGAACCUAUACGUGUCCCCACUGGAGAGCUCCUGCCAGGCUAGCUGCCAGCACACAUGCGGCAAGAAGAGCUCCCUCCAUCUGGCUGAAGAUGUGUUCCUCACCUGGGACACCCCGGGAGGGUCCUCUCAGAGCUCAAUGCCCUACCUAGAUGAUGACAUCCCUUUGCUGAGCGUGGAGGAAGAGCCAGCGUCUCUGGAGGUGGGCGACGUGCCCCUGGUGUCCGUGCUUCCCGAGAACCUGCAGCAGCCCCCUGAGCGGGGUGGCCGGGGCCAGCUGAUCAGCCAGCUGCAGGAGCUGCUCCACCAGUGGGUGCUGUGGGCUGCAGUGAAGAGCCGCUGGGUGAUCGUCGGGCUGUUUAUCACCAUCCUCAUCCUGUCGCUGUUCUUUGCCAGCCGGCUCCGCCCAGCGAGCCGAGCCCCUCUCCUCUUCCGUCCAGACACUAACAUCCAGGUGCUGCUGGAUCUGAAGUACAACCUGAGUGCUGAGGGCAUCUCAUGUGUCACCUGCUCAGGUCUGUUUCAGGAGAAGCCCCACAAUCUGCAGAACAACAUCAGGACUUCACUGGAGAAGAAGAAGCGGGGUUCCGGUGUGCCCUGGGGCAGCCGGAGUGAGGAUGCCCAGCAGGACCCUCAGGGUACCGUGUACAUCUCUAAGGCCAAAGGUCACGGCAGACCAGCCAUUUACAGGUUCUCUCUCAACGCCAGCCUGCCCACACCGUGGCAGACGGUAUCCCCGGGGGAAGGAGAGGUGCCCUCCUUUCAGGUGUAUAGAGUGCCUUUCGCUAACUUCACCAAGAAGCUGACCGCUUGUGUGUCUACAGUAGGGCUGCUCCAGCAGACGAACCAGCUCCAGUGGAUGAUGACCUCUCUCUCCUGCGAUACCAAGAGGGGCUGGAAGUUCGACUUCAGUUUCUACGUGGCGGCCAAGGAGCAGCAGCGAACCCGGAAGCUGUACUUUGCUCAAUCCCACAAGCCUCCUUUCCACGGGCGGGUGUGCGUGGCACCUCCUGGCUGCCUGCUGAGCUCCAGCCCAGACGGACCCAAUAAAGGCUUCCUCUAUGUGCCCAGUGAGAAAGCCCCCAAAGUUCGACUGUCUGCCACCUACGGCUUCAACCCCUGUGUGAACACGGGUUGCGGGAAGCCAGCGGUGCGGCCACUGGUGGAUACGGGUGCCAUGGUCUUCGUGGUCUUCGGCAUCCUUGGAGUCAAUCGCACCUGGAGCUCAGACAACCACGUCAUCGGAGACAUGGGCAGCGUUAUCUAUGAUGACUCCUUUGACCUCUUCAAAGAGAUUGGUCACCUCUGCCGCCUCUGCAAGGCCAUUGCCAGCAAUGAGGAGCUGGUGAAGCCUGGUGGAGCCCAGUGUCUGCCCUCAGGUUACAGCAUCUCCUCCUUUCUGCAGAUGUUGCACCCUGAAUGCAAGAACAUCCCCGAGCCCAACCUGCUCCCGGGGCAGCUGUCCCACGGGGCCGUGGGCGUGAAGGAGGGCAAAGUUCAGUGGAUCUCUAUGGCCUUUGAGUCGACCACUUACAAGGGGAAGUCUUCCUUCCAGACGUACACUGACUACCUCCGGUGGGAGGGUUUCCUUCAGCAGCAGCUGCGGCUCUUUCCCGAGGGCUCAGUCCUGCGCCGAGGCUUCCAGACCUGUGAACACUGGAAGCAGAUCUUCAUGGAGAUCAUAGGUGUGCAGAGUGCUCUGUAUGGCCUGGUCCUCUCCCUGGUCAUCUGUGUGGCUGCAGUUGCCGUCUUCACAACCCACAUCCUGCUUCUGCUGCCAGUGCUGCUCAGCAUCUUGGGAAUUGUCUGUCUUGUGGUGACCAUCAUGUACUGGUCUGGCUGGGAAAUGGGGGCCGUGGAAGCCAUUUCCCUCUCCAUCCUCGUUGGUUCUUCGGUCGAUUACUGCGUCCACCUGGUGGAGGGCUACCUGCUGGCUGGUGAGAAUCUUCCCCUCCAGCAGACAGAGGACCCAAGCUCCUGCCGCCAGUGGCGGACCCUGGAAGCCAUCCGGCACGUGGGGGUGGCCAUUGUCUCAAGUGCGGUCACCACCGUCAUUGCCACAGUGCCCCUCUUCUUCUGUAUCAUCGCCCCCUUCGCCAAGUUUGGGAAGAUCGUGGCCCUCAACACGGGCGUCUCCAUCGUGUACACGUUGACGGUCAGCACGGCCCUGCUGGGCCUCAUGGGCCCUGCCACCUUCAUCCGCACCAGGACUUCCUUCCUCAAGGCCCUGGGGGCAGUUCUGUUGACUGGAGUCCUGGGACUGGUGAUCUGCCUGGCCUUCCUGCAGAGUGGCUACAAAAUCCCCCUCCCCAAUGGGACCACCCUAUAGUCCUGGGCCUCUGACCACUUCUAUUUUUUUUUUAAUGAGGGAAAUUUUUUGUAAACUUUUCCGAGGGAUGGGGGUAUGUCGGGAAGAGAGAAAAGAGUCUAAUUUCAACUCUGGGGCCCUUUGUUUUUCAGCUGGCCUCAAACGGUAUUUAUUGAUUGAGCUGGGGAUCACUCCCUCCGGCCCACUGGCGGGUCGGGCGUUUUGAGGACGAACGAAGCUGGUGAACUCGGAGCUUCUUGCUGGGGGAAGGGGCUUGGUCCGGGGGGCCGUAGGAAGCCACGCCAGCCAUGGACUUAUUGAUCUCGCCCAGCAGCUGGGAUUAAAAGGAGCCCCAGGUUAGGCUUACUGGAGGGGGGCAGGGGCAAGCUGCAUUGCAAGCACAUACUCAGUCUCCCACUCUACCCUCCAGAGCACAGAGAGGUCAAGGGCAGAUUGAGGACUGAUGAGCUUAGGGUGGAUUGGGCUCUGCCGACUUUCCUAUGCCCUCAUCCCCAUCUGCCCAGAAGCCCUGUGGUUUGCAGCUUGUCUUACACAGAGGGGGAAUACCCCUCCCCUCCUCCUACCUCUGUGAAGAAGGGCAGGGAGUCCCCCAGACCCUGGCACCUCUGAGCCUCAGGCUUCCGCCAAUGGGCUGGCACUCCCAUGCCUCAUGUCUGCUCCCUUCCCGAUCUCGUCUCGACAUGUGUUCGUCUCCCCACACAGGCCCCCGCAAAGCUGGUGCCCUUCCCUCUUGGUCCUCGUGCCCAGGCUCUCCCUGCAGCCAGAUGUGCCAGGAAGGCAAGGGGCGUGAGGUGGGUGGGAGCAGCCUCCUCCAAAGGAGCCGAGUGGACACCCCUGCCAGCUCGGAGCAGAUGGUUUCUAUUAAAGUGAAAUGAAACUGCAAAGC
This is a messenger RNA of Tachyglossus aculeatus (Australian echidna), 5328 nucleotides long. RefSeq names its product dispatched RND transporter family member 3 (gene DISP3). Gene Ontology annotation, cellular component: membrane. Lineage: Eukaryota; Metazoa; Chordata; Mammalia; Monotremata; Tachyglossidae. The transcript has 22 exons. The record is from RefSeq and is a predicted model, not a curated record. Bases 177 to 4442 code for a protein of 1421 amino acids.